Molecule: messenger RNA, 4081 nt
Organism: Theobroma umbraticum
Lineage: Eukaryota; Viridiplantae; Streptophyta; Magnoliopsida; Malvales; Malvaceae
Gene: TTA2
Product: fibronectin type III domain protein (DUF1423)
Biological process (GO): root meristem specification; maintenance of shoot apical meristem identity; maintenance of root meristem identity
Cellular component (GO): nucleus
Source: RefSeq, a predicted model, not a curated record
GCUGGUACUGCCGCUGCUUUCCUCUCUUUACAAAAUUUAGAAGCUUCUCUCUCCAUCUCUCCAGAAACUCAAAAAUUAGGGCUUCUUUUAAAACCUUAGCUCCUUGGUUUCUUGGUGCAUUCCGUAAAUAUGAAUUGAAUUUUGGGCGAAUUUUGGCGCAUUUUGAGGCUUCAUUUUCAUUUUCUUUCCUUUUUGUUGGCUUUAAGAGUUUCUUUCCGGAACUGGAACGAAGGCUCCGAGGGAAUAUUGGGAGCUUCUCUGCCGUAGAUGUAAACUCGACAUGAAUUUUGGGCAAAUCUCCAGGAAAAGAUUAGUGCUUUGACAUACAAAAAAUGAAGCGAUUGAGGUCGAGCGACGAUCUCGACUCUUACGAAAAAAAUGCGAAUAAAGAAUCGAAUCAGAAUCGAUCGUCAUCUCAUCGAACCAGCAGUAGCAGUGGUUUGUAUUAUAAACCAUCCACAGCCUCCGAAAGCAACGCCCGCACCAAAAGCAAUUUGAUCUCAUCUUCUUUGUCACGGUAAUGAGAUCCGAUCGCUGGCAUAUGAAAGCGUGGCAUGGAGAAGGCCAGGAGAGGAAAGGAGAGGCUGGUCCGGAAGCGAUCAGAGCACGAUUUUGAUUCUGAUAGGCGAAAAGUAGGGUUUGAUCGGUACAGGAGGAGUGGUAGUAAUAGUAGCAGCCAACAUAGGUCGGAGAGCUUCUGCGGGCCUCGCAGGGAUUUUCCUAAGGGAUUCCGAUCAGAAAGGGAUCGCACUCGGCGUGACAGUGGGAGCGGGAGCUCGUGGCGCAGGUUUGGAAUUGAUGAGAAUAGAGGGAGUAGUAAGGUGCAACUGAGGGAGGUUAGGGAUGUGAAGUCACCAACGUGGUCGAGGGAUUCUUUGGGGGCAGGGAGGUGGUUGGGGAAACAAGGGAGAGAGGAUUUGAGGAGGAGGAGGAGGAGGAGGAGCUCAAAGUCUAAGUCUGAGUCAAGGUCGCCAACAUUGUCAAGGGAUUCAGGUAGUGAGCAGUCUAAGAGUAUUGGUGGCGGCGGUGGUGGUGAACCUAAGAAGAGUGAGGAAACCAGUUGAGAGUGAGACUAGUAGUGAAAUGGAGAAGGUGAGUUUGAUCCUGAGCCUCAAGCUGAGACUGAGCCUGAAUUGGCUACUGAGGGUGGGGUCGCAAAUGAGGGGAAAGAGUGUAGUCAUAGAGAAGUGGAGAAUGAGCCUGGUGAGAUGAAUUCAACUGUGGAGGUUGUAGAGGAGGGAAAUAAGGAGACGGGGAAUGAAAAGAAAGAUGAAGGGAAGGAAGAUGAUGAGUUGCAAGAUUGUGGAAAGCGCUUGAAUGGUGGAAGUAGUGGUAGUGGGGAUAAGAUGGAUGAUGUGGGUGGUGAUGAAUUUCGAAAGGAGGAAGAAGGUAUCAAGGUUAGUGGUGAAUGUGAGGAAAAUAAUAGUAAAGAUGCAGUUGUGCAGAAGUCAUCCUGUUUGGAAGGGAACUCUAAGGAGGACAAAGGGAUCGAUCUUGAGGUGCAGGUUGAGGAAUGUGAGGCAGCAGAGUCUAAUAAGGAAGUUGCAGUGGAAAAUGGUGAUCAAAACGUGAAUAUGGAUGUGGUAGAGAUAGGUUUGAGUCAGAAUGUCAAGGAUAAAGGGAAAGGUGUUGCUGUUGAAUCCUCAAAUGUUACUGAUUCUGCAGAAAAUAGUGUAUGGAUUGAAAGGGAAUCAAAAAAUGUGGAAGUUGAUAUGGAAGGGCCUAGUACCAGGGGUUUUGAGUUGUUCUCUUGCUCUCCUGUUAGGAGAGUGGAAAAGGCAGAGCAAUCAGGUCUUGAUAAGCCAAAAGAUGAGAAACUGGCAUUGGAGUCACUUGAUCUUUCUCUUAGUUUGCCAAAUGUGCUGUUGCCUAUUGGUGCUCGAGAUACAGAUGCAGUUCCUGGCUCCCCUAGCCAUGGAAGGAGUGGACAGUCCUUGACCAAUACAUUUCGUACCAACUCUGAUGGGUUUACUGCAUCCAUGUCUUUUUCCGGUUCUCAGUCAUUUUACCAUAAUCCAAGUUGCUCUUUGACUCAGAAUUCCAUGGAUAACUAUGAACAAUCUGUUCACAGUCGCCCCAUAUAUCAGGGAGUUGAUCAACUUUCUCAAGGAGCAUGGCAGUCUCAGAAUGAGUCAAGGCAUAAAGAUGUUCCCAUGUUUCAGAGAAUUUUGAUGAAUGGAAAUGUCUCUUUCAGUCAAUCUCAAGCAUUACAGGGUAUUGCAAAUAGUCCGGCUGUCCAAGCACAAAAUAUUCACUCUUUAGAAGGAAGCUCGAGGAUGCCCAAUGGACUUGAGAAGCAGUUAAGUUUUCAUAAACAGAAUGAUGUCAGGUCUCCUUCGCAGAGUGUUGGAUCUCAUGAAAUCGGUUCAAAUUACAGCUUUGAGAAGAAGCGAGCCAUGAGGGAGAAGCAUGGUUUAUAUAGGAGCAGUAGCCUGAAAGAGCAAGAACAACUUCUGAUAGGUGGAGCUGAUUUUGUUGAGACAAUAAUAAGCAGGAUGGUUUCUGAGCCUAUCCAUGUCAUGGCUAGGAAGUUUCAUGAAAUGACAGGACAAUCAAUAGCAUGUCUAAAAGAGAGCAUUCGCGAGAUUAUGUUAAAUGCAGAAAAGCAUGGACAACUUCGUGCAUCUCAGGAAGCCCUACGGAGCCGGUCUGAUUUAACACUGGAAACACUGCUAAAAUCACAUCGGGCUCAAUUGGAGAUCUUGGUUGCGUUGAAAACUGGUCUGCCUGAGUAUCUUCAGGUGGACAACAGUAUUUCAUCUUCUGAUUUGGCUGAGAUCUUUCUGAACUUAAGAUGCAGAAACGUUAUGUGUCGGAGUUCUGUGCCUGUGGAUGAAUGUGAUUGCAAGGUUUGCUCAAAGAAGAAUGGUUUUUGCAGUAAUUGUAUGUGUCUUGUGUGUUCAAAGUUUGACAUGGCAUCUAAAACUUGUAGUUGGGUUGGUUGUGAUGUGUGUCUUCACUGGUGCCAUGCGGAUUGUGGAUUAAGGGAAUCCUAUAUUAGGAAUGGACAUAGUGCAGCUGAGAUGCAGUUUCAUUGUGUUGCCUGUGAUCAUCCUUCUGAGAUGUUUGGCUUUGUAAAGGAGGUUUUUCAGAAUUUUGCAAAGGAAUGGACGCUUGAAACUUUUUCCAAGGAACUUGAAUAUGUCAAGAGGGUCUUCUCUGGCAGCAAAGAUGUGAGAGGGAAACGCCUGCAUGAAAUUGUGAAUCAAAUGAUUGUUAGAUUGGCCAAAAAGUCUGACCUUUCUGAGGUUUAUAGUCAGAUAAUGGGCUUCUUGACUGACAGUGAUUCUUCCAAGCCUAGUAACACCACUGUUUUGGCUGGAAAGGAACAAGGCAAAGGAAUCAAUGGGAUAGCUGGGCCUAGUCAGGAUGCUACAUGGCUCAAAUCUGUUUAUUCAGAUAAAGCUCCUCAACUGGAAAGUUCAUCUAGCCUACUUCCUAGUUUCCAUGUUGAACGAACUGACCGGCCUGACAAACACCGCUUGGAGUCAGAGUUGCAGAGGAGUGCACAAAAGCAAUCAUUUUUGCCUGAGCUGGAGAGCUUCGUAAGAAUCAAACAGGAAGAGGCCAAAAUGUACCAAACACGUGCUGAUGAUGCAAGAAGAGAAGCUGAAGGCCUGAAACGAAUUGCAAUGGCGAAGAAUGAAAAGAUUGAGGAAGAGUAUAUGAGUAGAAUCACAAAAUUACGCUUGGUUGAGGCGGAAGAAAUGCGGAAACAGAAGUUAGAAGAAUUCCAAGCUCUAGACAGAGCUUAUAGGGAAUACAAUGGUAUGAAGGCAAGAAUGGAAGCCGAUAUUAAAGAUCUUUUGUUGAAAAUGGAAGCCACCAGACGAAACCUUGCCUUGUGAUGCUAAUUGACGCGUUCUUCACUUUUGUGCAGAACUGUUGUCUCAGGUUUAUUUCAUCGUAGUGCAGAAAUUUGUUGUUCUAUAAUGUGUAUACAUUAUAUGAUUCAAGGUUUCUGUAGUUUUUUUUAUUAUUAAUUUGUAGUAGGCUUGCAAUCUAGAUUCUGUACCUCCUUCCCCAAUGCUAACCAGAAUAUGUACAGGGAUGCAACAUCUCUUCAUGUCUUGAACACCCA